ACCGCCUUUGCCUGGAGACGCGUGAGGCAGGUCAGUGAGGGCUGGACCUUUGUUCAGGGUCGGAGAGCACACAUUAUUUAUUCAUGCUCAUGUUUUUGACAGAGUGCCUAAUUGCACCAGGUGGAGCCCAAUUAUCCACUGCAGUCUGCACAGCACUCACCCGCUCAGACACUGGCCCGCGGAUCACAUGUCAGACAUGGUUGACGCUGAGCAUCUUAUUUACCUCUGUGACACUCAGGUUCAGCUGGACAAGUUGGCUCAUCGUAACCUGGCAGAAUGUUAAAUAUAAAGAAGUUACAUGUGGACCAAAGGAAAUAAUUUACUUUGGCAAAUAUUUUAAAUUUCCUAUCAUGGCAGAUCAAGAUGAGUCGAGCGACACUGUGAAAGAUGUCUCUGAGAACGAGGAGAGCUCCAUCUCGCUUCAGGAUCUGAAUGAGAAAGACAAAGAACCACUGUGCUGUGAGCCACCACCUUAUUUAUCUGCACCUUCCAUCGCCUCUGCAUUAUCAGAUGACACCUUCCUGAUGGCAGCAGCCAUAUUCCAACACCUGCGGGAGGACAAGCCAAUCACACAACAACUUCUGGUUUAUGGAAAAAAGACAGACACAGCUCUGCCAUCCAACACAGACAAGACCACAGAGAUGCAGGCUUAUCAGCUGGCCUUCAGCACACUCAAAUAUCAAGAGUUGCUGGAGUAUAUGAUAACUGACAGCUGCGUCCACACUUCUCAGAAUAUCUCUGGUGACAUGCUGCCUCUGGCCAUGGUAAUGUUGUGUGACUUCCAGGAGCGAAAGUUUUCACUACACAGUUCCAUAACCAAAGAUGACGAAGAGGAACAUCAUCAGGACGUUAGGGAUCUUCGUAACAGUUUGGAAAGGUGUAAGACAAAACUUGCAGCCUCGUUGGCACGGUUCCGGGUCAAACAGAGUCUACGCAGUGUCUCAUCCUUCCUACUUGAUCCAGUUCGGACAAGGCAACAUCAAGCUAAAUCACUGCCACUUUAUGUAUGGAUUAACACACUCAUGUACAGUACUGAAGAAGUUUGUGAAGUUUUGCAAAGCGCUGGCCUUCGUGAGGUGAAGAGUAUGACUGAACUUAAAGAGCUGUCCUUCUGUAGAGACCACCUCUGCUCAGACACCCUUGUUUUUUCAAAGGAGCUUCAUGUUUGGCUCCAGACUAGUAGCCUCACAGCAGCGCGUAUCAUGAACAUACAGGAAAGGAGUUUGUGUGUGGCAGUGAAUGUGUUGCGCCCCCUGCUGUUUGAUGGAGGGGACGUGUUGGUGGCAGGGUCCUUCUCAGCGGUGACUGUGGCCCAUGUAGCAGUCGCCGCCACAGCCCGGUCAGGACAGGUGUUAAUAUGCAGUGCUGACCAUGAACCUUCACAGACAGAAGAGAUGAAAGAACUCUUCACACAAAUGGACUUGCAAAAUGUUAGAAUACUUUCAGAGUCCUUCUUUGAGCUGAAUGAGUGGGAAAAAACUGUGCAACAUUUAAAGGUCAUCCUUGUACUACCUCAGUGCUCGUCCUCUGCUCUUAAUGAUCCAGUGCCCAUCAUGCAUAGCGAAAAUGGAGAUUGGGAACUUCUCACAGACCUGUCACAUGGAUUGGUAUCAAAAUCCAAAAUAAACUCACUGAUUGGUCAGCAAGCAUUACUGCUGGGACAUGCUUUAUCAUUCCCCAAGGUCCAGACUGUGGUCUAUUGCACACGCUCAGAAUACCCUGAGGAAAACGCACAGCUGGUGAAGAGAGUUUUAGAGAAAACCCGCAUUCAUCCCAAACUGCUUCCCUUCAGGGUGAAUGGACCUAUUUUCCCAGAAGAUUCGCAGUCAGAAGACACUGCUGAGUCCAAGUAUUUCAGCCUUCAACCCUCCCAGUUCACCAACGGCUGUUUCAUAGCCAGACUCUCCCGACAGGCUGAUCCCACUAAAGUAGAAACAGUCCAGGAUGUAUUGGCAAGGGCAGCGGCGAAGGGCCUCUUGGGUGGAAUACUCCCAGAGCAAUCUAAACGCAGCAAGAAGGCAAAAGGGAAGAAAAGUCAACAAGCUGGCAGCCACAGCGAGCAGGAAGCAGACGAUGAAGAUGACCAAGGUGAGGAAGACGAGGAGGAGAACGACAAGAGCGGUAAAGUCGGGAAGAAGAAGAAGAAGGGUGGGAAAGGACAUAAAGCUAAUUCCAAGUCAACAAAAAGUCAAUCGAAAGGUGGGAAGAAGAAAGUCAAGAAGAAAAAAGUGAACCAGGGCAAAAAAAAGCCUCGGCGAAUACCUCGUCUGACACUUUCACUGAUGUCCUCUGCUAAAGCCUCAGCGCGCUUGUCUCUCAUCACCCCCCUCGUGAAGAAGCUCAAAGACAAUGCAGGCCUGAUUACGACGUCUUCGGAGACGUCCUCGGGAUCGUCCACACCUGCCAGAAAACUGCCUCCUUCUGCCGGCCCCGCUCCACGAACUGAAGCAGCGCAGAAACAGCUGGGUAAAACUGGAGUCGAUGAAGAGGAAGAAGGUGAAGUAAAAGUCAUGCCUCGUGUUGAAAGGCAAGGAGGUCUACGAAAAGAUCAGGUGAGGGCCAAGAAAGUGGUCGGAUCUGUGGACUCUGAGCCUCCUCACGAGUUUUCAAGCAGCUCUGUAAGUAUCAAGAGUGAUACUUCUCUUUCUGCUCAGGAAAGUUGAAGCACCACACUACAAAUUAUGGUUAUGGUUGUUA
Periophthalmus magnuspinnatus is the source of this 2697-nucleotide messenger RNA. Its product is annotated as putative methyltransferase NSUN7. The record is from RefSeq and is a predicted model, not a curated record. Gene Ontology annotation, molecular function: methyltransferase activity. The transcript has 13 exons. NCBI's taxonomy places the organism in Eukaryota, Metazoa, Chordata, Actinopteri, Gobiiformes, Gobiidae. The coding region runs from base 84 to 2663 and encodes 859 amino acids.